Messenger RNA from Diabrotica virgifera virgifera (western corn rootworm), 9236 nucleotides. RefSeq names its product nascent polypeptide-associated complex subunit alpha, muscle-specific form. Gene Ontology annotation, molecular function: chitin binding. Gene Ontology annotation, cellular component: extracellular region. Lineage: Eukaryota; Metazoa; Arthropoda; Insecta; Coleoptera; Chrysomelidae. The transcript has 6 exons. The coding region runs from base 113 to 4681 and encodes 1522 amino acids. The record is from RefSeq and is a predicted model, not a curated record.
AAUACAAUGAACAAAAAUAACUACACCUACACAAACGUAAAUCAACUGUAAAAGUCUAAAAAAAAUUUACCUUUAAAGGGAGACUUUUUCCCAUAAGAUUUUAAUUGUAAUUAUGGAGAACAGAGUGGUAUUGGUUUUAUGUAUUAUAGUUUCAUAUUGUUCAAAAGUUUCAUUGGCAAAAUGUAGCAAUGGUGAUACAACUGCCCCUUAUCCUGGAGACUGUACAAAGUUCUAUAUGUGCCCUGGAAACUUUGUAAUUUCCUGCGUAGGUGGUACUCACUAUAAUCCAGAAAAACGUUACUGUGAUUGGCCUAGCAAUGCCGGUUGUCAAACAAAUGACCAACCAAUACCAUCUGAAAAAUCUGCUGAGCAAUCUGUGAAACCUUCAGAACCACCUGUGACUCCUACUGAGACACCCUCAAAUCCACAGAAUUUAUCUGUUAAUUCUCGAGACCCAUCUCUGAGACCACCUAGUUCAAAUGAAUCUCCAGAAUUACCUGUGAGACAUUUAAGUCCAUCUGUAAACCUUGCUGAGACACCUUUAAAUCCACAGAAUCCAUCUGUUUAUUCUCGAGAUCCAACACUGAGACCACCUGGUUCAAAUGACUCUCCAGAAUCACCUGUGAAACCUCCAAGUCCACCUGUAAACCUCUCACAUACACCUUUAAAUCCACAGAAGCCAUUUUUUAAUUCUCGAGACCCAACUCUGAGACCACCUGGUUCAAAUGAAUCACCAGAAUUGCAUGUGAGACCUCCAAGCCGACCUGUAAAUCCUCCUGAGGCACAUUUAAAUCCACCGAAUCCAUCUGGUAAUUCUCGAGACCCAACUCUAAGACCACCUGGUUCAAAUGAAUCUCCAGAAUCACCUGUGAGACAUCCAAGCCCACCUGUAAACCCUCCUGAGGCACCUUUAAAUCCACCGAAUCCAUCUGGUAAUUCUCGAGACCCAACUCUAAGACCACCUGGUUCAAAUGACUCUCCAGAAUUACCUCUGAGACAUCCAAGUCUAUCUGUAAACUCUGCUGAGACACCUUUAAAUCCACAGAAUCCAUCUGUUUAUUCUCGAGAUCCAACACUGAGACCACCUGGUUCAAAUGAAUCUCCAGUAUCACCUGUGAAACCUCUAAGUCCACCUGUAAACCUCCCACAUACACCUUUAAAUCCACAGGAGCCAUUUGUUAAUUCUCGAGACCCAACUCUGAGACCACCUGGUUCAAAUGAAUCACCAGAAUUGCAUGUGAGACCUCCAAGCCGACCUGUAAACCCUCCUGAGGCAUAUUUAAAUCCACCGAAUCCAUCUGGUAAUUCUCGAGACCCAACUCUAAGACCACCUGGUUCAAAUGAAUCUCCAGAAUCACCUGUGAGACAUCCAAGCCCACCUGUAAACCCUCCUGAGGUACCGUUAAAUCCACUGAAUCCAUCUGGUAAUUCUCGAGACCCAACUCUAAGACCACCUGGUUCAAAUGAAUCUCCAGAAUUACCUUUGAGACAUCCAAGUCUAUCUGUAAACCCUGCUGAGGCACCUUUAAAUCCACAGAAUCCAUCUGUUUAUUCUCGAGAUCCAACACUGAGACCACCUGGUUCAAAUGAAUCUCCAGAAUCACGUGUGAAACCUCUAAGUCCACCUGUAAACCUGCCACAUACACCUUUAAAUCCACAGAAUCCAUUUGUUAAUUCUCGAGACCCAACUCUGAGACCACCUGGUUCAAAUGAAUCACCAGAAUUGCAUGUGAGACCUCCAAGCCGACCUGUAAACCCUCCUGAGGCAUAUUUAAAUCCACCGAAUCCAUCUGGUAAUUCUCGAGACCCAACUCUAAGACCACCUGGUUCAAAUGAAUCUCCAGAAUCACCUGUGAGACAUCCAAGCCCACCUGUAAACCCUCCUGAGAUACCUUUAAAUCCACCGAAUCCAUCUGGUAAUUCUCGAGACCCAACUCUAAGACCACCUGGUUCAAAUGAAUCUCCAGAAUCACCUGUGAGACCUCCAAGCCCACCUGUAAACCCCCCUGAGAAACCUUUAAAUCCACAUACUCCAUUUGAUAAUUCCCAAGACCCGCCUCUGAGACCACCUGGCGCAGAUGAACUUGAUGUCCAACCUUUAGAAGUUGAUGAACUAGUGUACUUACCUAUUCGAGCUGUGAGAGCUUCGAAACUUCCUGUAAGACUUCUGGAUCCUUUUGAACCAAAUGCGCAGUUUUUAUUUGCCUCAUACCAUACAGAAUCACCUGCGAGUCCUCCAAUCCCACCCGUAAACCCUCCUGAGAGACCUUUAAAUCCACAGAAUCCAUCUGUUAAUUCUCGAGACCCCACUCUGAGACCACCUGGUUCAAGUAAAUCUCUAGAAUUCCCUGCGAGUCCUCCAAGUCCAUCUGUAAACCCUCUUGACAAACCAUUAAGACCGCAAAGUCCAUUUGUUAAUUCUGAAGACCCAACUCUAAGACCAUCUGGUUCGAAUCAAUAUCCAGAAUCACCUGUGAGACCUCCAAGCCAAGCUGCAAACCCUCAUGAGACACUUUUAAAUCCACAAAAUCCAUUUGUUAAUUAUCGAGACCCAACUAUGAGACCACAAUCACCUGCGGGUCAUCCAACUCCAUCUGUAAACCCUCCGAAGAUACAUUUAAAAUCACAGAAUAAUUCAUCUUUUAUUCCACCUUCAUUGGUAAAAUGUCGCGAUGGUGAUAUAACUGCCCCUUAUCCUAGGGACUGUACAAAGUACUAUAUGUGCCCUUUAGACUUUGUAAUUUUCUGCGUAGGUGGUACUCACUAUAAUCCAGAAAAACGAAUUUGUGAUUUUCCUAGCAGUUCCGGUUGCCAAACAAAUGACCAACCAAUACCAUUUGCAAAAGCUUCUGGAAAUAAAUCAACCAUAAAAAUAUCAAAAUUCAUACCUACAAAAUCAAUUUUUUCUCAUGACGUGACAUUUUUAGACAUGAAUAACAAAGUGAUAUUAGUAUUAAGUAUUCUAGUCUCAUAUUGUUCAAAAGCUUCUGUGGCACAAUGUGGUAAAGGUGAUAGGUCGGCCCCUCAUCCAAAAGAUUGCACAAAGUAUUAUUUGUGCCCUGGAGACUAUGAAAUGUCUUGCGGAUUUGGAACACACUUUAAUCCACAACUACAAUUAUGUGAUUGGCCGCCCAAUGUCGGUUGCAAAAUGAAGGAACCUAUUACACCUCCAAAACAAAUCGACCGAGAUUUUGAACCUUCAGGCCCACCUGUGAUACCUUCUGAGCCAAGUUCGUCUAUUAUUCCUACUAAGUCACCUGUAGAACCAUCGAGACCAUCUAUAAAACCUCCAGAGCUAUAUGUUGGACCUCUUGCUCCAUCUGUUAAACUACCAGGACCACCAAUUGAUCUAACACAACCACCCGUUAAAUCUCCGAUCCCACCUGCAGACCCACCAGAGUCGUCUUUUAAACCCCCAUGGCAGCCUAUAGAUAUUUCAGGUCCACCUGUGAUACCGUAUGAGCCGGGAUUGCCUGUGAUACUUACUAGGGCACCUGUAGAACCAUCAAUAGAAUAUAUAAAACAUCCAGAGUUACCUGUUAUUGAACCUCCAGGUACACCUGUUAAACCAUCGAUACCACUAAUUAAUCCUUCUCAACCACCUGUGAAAUCUCCGAUCCCAGCUGCAGAUAUACCAGAGUCACCUGUUAAACCUCCAGAUACACCUGCUAAACCAUCAGGACUACAAAUUGAAUCAACACAACCACCUGUGAAAUCUCCGAUCCUAUCUGCAGACCUGCUAGAAUCGUCUUUUAGACCUCCAGGACAGCCUCUCAAUUUUUCAGGUUCACCUGUGAUAUCUUCUGAGGCGGACUCACUUGUGAUACUUACUAAGCCACCUAUGGAACCUAUGGAGUUACCUGUUGAACGUCCAGGUACACCUGUUGGAGCACUGGGACCAUCAAUUGAUCCUUUACAACCACCUGUAAAAUAUCCGAUUCUACCUGCAAGCCUGGAAGAGUCGCCUGUUAAACCCUCAGUACAACCUAUAGGUCUUCCAGAUACAACCGUAUCUUCUGAGCCUGUUUUGCCUGUGCUACUUACUCAGCCACCUGUGAAACCAACGAUACCAUCUAUAAAAGGUCAAGAGUCACCUGUUAAACUACCGGGACCCCCAACUGAUCCGUUACAACCACCUGUGAAAUCUCCUAUCCUGCCUGCAGAUUUACCAGAGUCAUCUAUUAAAUUCCCAGUACAGCCUAUAGGUCCUCCAGGCCCACCUGUAUCUUUUGAGCCUGGUUUGUCUGUGGUAUUUAUUAAGCCACCUGCGGAAGUAAUGAUACCAUCUAUAAAAUAUCCAGAGUCACCUUCUGAACCUCCAGGUACAGCUGUUAAUUUACCGGGAUCUCAACUCGAUCCUUCACAACUACCUGUGAAAUAUCCGAUCCCACUUGGAGACCUAUCAGAAUCGUCUCUGGCUGUGGUACCUCUUGAUCCUACUGUAAAAUUUCUGGAUCCGACACAGUUCAAACCUUCGGUACCAUCUGAGAUACCUCCUCUGGGUUCGCUUAUAGUACCGUCUGAGCCAGAUAAGAAACUUUCAUCGGAACCAGAUAUAAAUCUCCUGGAUCAGAUGCAAAAACUUCAAGAUCAAUUGAACUACCUGCGAAACCAAAUAGAAAAGUUUAGGGCAACAGCUAGCAAGAUAAAAACCAGUAACCAUUUAUAUUUUAAAAUGUGAAGAUUUUAAUUUUGUCGAUGAACAGUUACUAAUUAAAAACAUACCUAUACUAUAGACAUAUGUAUACAGAGUGGGCCAAAGAAAAGAGUACACCUCGAUAUUUGUCAGUAGUUACUAAAUUGUAAGAGAUUGCCGAAAUAGGUCGAUUUUUAUUUUCAAAUUACAAUUUUUUGAUAUAUAUUUCAUACUGGUGACGUCAUCCAUCUGGCUGCGUUGACGUAAUCGAUGAUUUUUUUAAAUGGGGAUAGGGGUCGUGUGAAAGCUCAUUUUAAAGGGUAUUCAGUUCUCUAUUCAGUAAUAUUAACAUUAAUAUCAUUAUUAUUUAUACAGGGUGGCCAAAACAAUAAUUGUUGAAUUAAAUUAAUUGACACCACAAGACGAAUUUAUGUAAUUUAUUUAACUCAAAAUACAUUCUAUUGCUGUCGGAAAAUAGAAAAAAAGGUUUAUUUGGCAAAUAGUUCAGAGAAAUAAGGAAAAAAAAUAUCGUGUUGGUGACACAUCCCCCUCCAGGCUGAAACCAAAUUUUUCGAGUAAUAUGGUCAUCUAUAAUAAUAACCUAUAUGUUUCCUGCAGCCGAUUUUGAUGAUAUACAUAAUUAUAAACAAAUGAAGAUCAAAAAACGGUAAAUUUUCGCUUUUUUCGUCUCUUACUAAAAAAUUGGGCAUUUUAAACAAAUUUGAGAGUAAUAAUCUCAUAAACCGUAUAAAAACUUCAAUAUGGCGUUCGCUGAAUAUGUCUAUCCUUAUUGGUUACUUAGAAAAUUGCCAAAUAAAUCAUAAAUUUUGAGUUUCUAUAAAUAUUCAUAACUUAUGUAAAAAUUAACUUAGAACCUUCUUAUUACAUGGAAUGCUGAGACUUAUGGUGCUUAAAUUACACCCUAAAUUCCAAAGCAAUUGCUCAAAUAGUUUAAAAGUUAUUUAAUUUGUUUAUCCAAAAUUAAUUUUUUUUGCAACAUUGUAAGUCAGAAAAUGAUGAAGUCACAGUAAUAUUUUGGAUAGUUUAUGAAAGAAGAAAAUUUACAGUAUUAAUUUAAUUUAAAAAAAAUGACAAAAAAUAAUUAUAGAUAUUGCAAAAUAAUUUUGCAAAAACAUGUGAAUUAAAAAAUUGGGGGGGCUAACUUUGUCCCUAAAUGUCCUAGAACAGUUGUUUUUCUUUCUAAAUGUGUAUAAAAAUUCAGUCUUUCUAAAUAUGAAAAAAUAAUUUUUCUACGGGUAACGGUUAAAAAGUUAUUCUAAUUGUUUAUAAGUAAGCAAAAAAUGGACAUGUUUUUGCAAAAUAAUUUUACACUGUUUAAAAUUAUUUUUUGUCAUUUAUUUUUAAUUAAGGUAAUAGUAUAAAUGUUCUUCUUUCAUAAACUGUCCGAAGUAUUAUUGUAACCUCAUAAUUUUCUGACUUAUAGUGUUGCAAAAAAAAUGAAUUUGGGAAAAAUAAAUUAAAUAACUUUUAAAAUAUUUGACCAAUUGCUUUGAAAUUUAAAAUAUAAUUUAAGUACAAGAAGUCUCGGCAUUCCGCGUAAUAAGAAGAUUCUAAGUUAAUUUUUACCUAAGUUACGAAUAUUUAUAAAAACUCAAUAUUUAUGAUUUAUUUUGCAAUUUUCUAAGCAACCAAUAAGGUUGGACAUAUUCAGCGAAUGCCAUAUUGAAGUUUUUUAUACGAUUUAUGAGUUUCUUACUCUUAAAUUUGUUUAAAGUGCUUAACUUUUUGGUAAUAGACGAAAAAAGCGAUAAUUUGCCGUUUUUCGAUCUUCAUUUGUUUAUAACUAUGUAUAUCAUCAAAAUCGGCUGCAGGAAACAUAUAGGUUAAUAAUAUAGAUGUCCAUACUACUCAAAAAAUUUGGUUUCGGCCUGGAGGGGGAUGUGUCACGAGAAAAACCUUAUUUCUCUGGACUAAAAUAAACGUUGCUUUUCGCUUAAAUUAAAUGUUCAAACUGCCAAAAGGUUGGUUGGGAGGCUGUGAUUUAAUUUAAUAUAAGCGAAAAAAUUGUUUAUUUGUAAAAUAAACAUUUUUUUAUAUUUUCUGACAGCAGUACAGUAUUCUGAGUUAAAUAAAUUACAUACAUUCUUCCUUUUGCUACAAUUAAUUCCAUUCAAAAAAAAAUUUAUGUCACCCUGUAUAAAUAAUGAUAUUAUUGUUUAUGUUACUGAAUAGAGAAUUAAACAUUAUUUCAAAUGAGCUACCACACGACCCCUAUUCCCAUUUAAACAAAUCAUUGAUUGCGUCAUCACACUCAGAUGGAUGACGUCACUAGUAUGAAAUACAUGCCAAAUAAUUGCAAUGUAAAAAUUAAAAUCGAGCUGUUUCGGCAUUUCCUCAAAGGCGUAGCUACCGUCGUAUCAAUCGUAUCAAUUAUACGGGGCCCCCGACAUUCAGGGACCCCAGCGCGUCAUGUCGAAACAAAAGUUCCAUUUAACAAAAAUUGAACAAAAUAUUCCACAAUUUUACUCUUAAAACGCUUUGAAACAGUGUGUAUUGUUUGGAUAUCGACAUUUUCGUGUAAUGGAUUCUUUAUAUAUCUUAUUAUAAAUUGUAUAUACCUAUGUAUAUACAAUGUCAAGAGCCAAGCUCGCAUUCCACAACAAAACGACAAGCCAACAAGUGCAAUGUAAAUUUUAGUGCUCUAUUUAUGUAAUGUUUAUUAUUAUUAAAAGUGCUUAUUGAAAAUGGCAUGUAACCGAAACGUUUAAGCCAUAACAAAGUGUUUUAUUUAUAAGACCGAAAAACCCAGGAAUUAAAAAGUUUCUAUUUAAAAAUUCACGGUCAGGAAAUAACAAAACUAUAUAUACCUAUGUAUAUCUAUUUGCCGCCGCUCGCGGUUAUUUCAUAAAAACACAGCUUUUUUGUUUUCAAGCUACUUUUCUUUGUCCAUUCACCGUUGGCUAAGUGUGAGACACUGUAUAAUGUAUAAUGCCAGAUUGCAAUUUUUGUAAUCGCUAUACCUUUGAAUAUUUUUGAAACAGUACCUAUUGUUUGGGUACCUUCUGGGGUAUACAUUUCUACGGGUUUCGAGGUAACCUGGUUAGAGCAAAUAAUACUGACAUUAAUCUCACAUACAAUGUAUGUGAGGUACCACAGGGGUUAGUAUUGGGUCCUCUACUUUUUCUUGUCUUUAUAAAUGACAUCACUAAUUUAAAAGUCGAUGGAAACAUUUUUCUUUUUGCUGAUGAUACGAGUAUCACUUGGAGCAACUCAAACAUUGCAACUCUUCAUGCAACUAUAGUUUCUGAUCUACUUAAAAUAAAAAUCUGGUUCGACCCUAAUUUACUCUCUUUUAAGGUGGAUAAGACAGUAGCAUUAUUCAGCCAUUGCUUCUUAAUAACAGCCAUAUUAGUACCGUUGAUUCAGUAAAAUUACUUGGUAUUUUUUUAGACAGCAAACUAAAGGGUCCCUUCUUAUCGGUUUGUUAAGUAAGAAACUCCCCUCAGCUUUCUAUGCAAUAAUAUCUGUUUCGAAAGAAAUCAAUUUAGCAUCUUCGAAAAUAACAUAUUUUUCUUUGUUCGAGUCUGAUCUUCGAUAUGGUCUUCCUUUUUGGGGUUCUAGUACAGCUACCGAGUCCGAUAUUAUUUUUAAAUUACAAAAAAGAGCAAUUAGGUAUCUGUUUUAAUACCUUAGUGAAGCUCAAUACAACAACACUUUGCAGAAGCUACUUGUUUGUUUGCUUAAUUUGUAAACACCAAAGUACAUCUCUAUCUAGCUAUACCUAACAAUGACUACUCCACCAGAAAUUUAACUCUUGAUGUCUAUUUACCGAUCCCGUCCACUGAGUUAUACUGUAACAUCUUUCCCCAAGUUCAGUAAAAUGACCAAAAAAGCCUAUCGAUCUGAAAAACCAUAGUAUUCGGGAGAAGAGUUUCUAAUAACUAAGAAAGUACAUUUUUUACCCCUAUGUACAAGUAACUGAAGUAUUUUUAUCUAUAUUUGGAUGUGAUACGGAGAACUUAUUAGUACCUAAGGUAGUAUUAUGCAAUUUGAAAUUUAAAUAAAUUUUGCAUAGAUUGUUUUUGUUUUAGUUUAUUAUCGUUUAUUUUGUAAUAUUGACGAUUUAGGUAAUUUCACUAAACUGUAUUUGUUGUUUUUUUCCUUCUCUUUGUAAUCUUUGUUCAGAAAAUUGUAAAACUUUCAGUGAUAAUAAAGUAUAUUUCUAUUCUAACCUAUACAAGCGUUUUUGCUGCUUUUGGUAAACAUUGUUUUAGCACUAGUCCAUAUCAGUCGUGGAAAAGGGCCCCGCGACAAACUUUGAUAGGAGACCCCUGUGGGGCUAGCUACGCCACUGCAUUUCCUUCAAAUUUAAUAACUACUGCCAAAUAUGGAGGUGGACUCUUUUCUUUGGGCCACACUGUAUAUUUGCAGCUUUUACACUUUUACAACUGACCAUUACAUAUAACAACGUAAAUCAUCAAACAUCAUCAACGUGUAUACCAUCAAACAUUGGCUAAGAUAAUUUGAUAACAGAUAAACGAAUAUUUAUACUUUAAUAAAUUUAGAAAUAUAUUCUUUAAAAACAUCCAACUAAAAAAUUCAUGCUUUAUAAUUAUAUUCUUCCUUUUGGUUUUUGUUU